Pundamilia nyererei is the source of this 2622-nucleotide messenger RNA. RefSeq names its product C-X-C chemokine receptor type 3-like. The record is from RefSeq and is a predicted model, not a curated record. Gene Ontology annotation, biological process: immune response; cell chemotaxis; calcium-mediated signaling. The transcript is spliced from 3 exons. The coding region runs from base 356 to 1462 and encodes 368 amino acids. Gene Ontology annotation, molecular function: C-C chemokine binding; C-C chemokine receptor activity. Gene Ontology annotation, cellular component: membrane; external side of plasma membrane. NCBI's taxonomy places the organism in Eukaryota, Metazoa, Chordata, Actinopteri, Cichliformes, Cichlidae.
UUUUUUUUUCACCGUCUCCUUCUAAGUUACGUCUGCUCGCCGGAGCGCUUAUGUUUGUGGAUCUACUUUCAGCGUAUUGUUCUGUAAUUACAGUUUCAUGGUUCUAUAAUUUAACUGUGUUUGGUAGCUGUAAAGAACGCCUUUUUCCGUUGUACUUGACAGGCGUCGGACAGCUGCGGGAGUUCGUCUGUGCUCCCUCCAAAAACACCCGACCGGUAGUCACCCUAUAAAACUGAGUGACCCGAGGUUGAAGCGGUAGGCUAUGUGCGGGUCCUGUUUUUAGUAUCAUCGACCUACAGCGCGCAGAAAGCUGCUCAAACUCUACAGCCGAAGCUCUUUAUGUGAAUUCACGAACAUGGGUGAUCUAGAUGUGGAUCUCGAUGGAAUAUUUAAAGAGAAUGACACAUUUCCUGAGGAGGACUAUGAGUAUGAGUAUCCAGGGGAUGAGUCUUUUGUGAAAAGAGGCAGUGAGGCAGUGUGGGUCCCUGCUCUGUACUCCAUAGUCUUUGUUGUUGGAAUCCUGGGAAAUAUUAUUCUCCUGACAGUUCUGGUUCAAAAGAGGAGACUGUGGAGCCUAUCGGACACCUUUAUUCUCCACCUGAGUAUCGCGGACAUCCUCCUCCUGUUAAUGCUGCCCUUCUGGGCUGCACAGACAAGUCAGCCUUGUGACUGGUCCUUGGGCAUUUUCAGCCAGAUCUUUGGAGUCGUUUUCAAGCUCAACUACUACUGUGGAAUCUUUCUGCUGUUUUGCAUCAGUCUUCAAAACUACCUCUCUGCCAUCCAUGGCAUCCAGUUGUAUUCCCACGAGAAGCCCUUCUUUGUUCACAUCAGCUGCCUGUCAGUCUGGCUUAUCUCUGUCAUCCUCACCGUACCUGACUGGAUUUCCCCAGGGGCUAAAAAGGACUCCACAGAAGAGAAAACAUGUGUUCACAUCUACCCUCAAUCUGGAACUGACUGGCAGUUGUGGUCACGCCUGUUUCACCACAUAUUUGGGUUGGUGCUACCUGCAUUCAUGCUGAUGAUCUUCUCACAUAUGCUAUGGCGGCAGUGCAGCUCUAAUGGGGCCCGAAUGCCGAGAAAUGUCACCGUCAUCCUGUCUCUGGUGGUCGUAUUCUGUGUGUGUUGGAUGCCGUACAACUUCAUAUUUUUUUUGGACACUGUCCAGAACAGACUUCAGAAACAUCCUGAUGAUUUACAUAAAAGCUCUGAAGGUUCACUAAAAACCCUUCUCAUGGGCACCUCUGCGUUAGGCUGCCUUCACGCCAGCCUGAGGCCUCUGCUGUAUCUCGGCCUGUGUGGAAACUUCAGGCAACACUUACUGGCCAUGCUGAGAUGUAAUAAAACUGAACCAGAAGGCUCACUCUGGGAUCUUGGUGUAGGCCAGAGACAGCAGCCUGAUCACGGUCAGGUUCAGCAGGAAGAGCUGAAACAGAUGACGGAUGCAGAGAAUCCGUUAGCUUAGUGAAGAUGAACAUACUCUCUUGCGACUCAAGUGUGAGAUGAGCAACUUUACACUCCUGAGAGGAAGUGAAUUCAGUUUCAUGUCAUGAGUUGAUGGGGUGGAGGACUUGUUUCUGCGUAACUGACAAGCAGAUGUUUAUAUAUAAAAAUGACUCUCACAUUCCACACAUGCAUCAUGGUGACAUAUGCUCACCCAAAAGGGUUUAAACAGAUGUCUGUAUUUUAUUUUUGAAUUAUUUAAAAUGAAGGUAUUUAGUUUUUUAUGAUUAGUAAACCAUUUGUGUUGCCAAUUAACAGUUUUCAACACAGUUUUCGUAAAGUUAAUAUCAUAAUCUUUGAAAUUCAGUGUAAUGCAAGUUGUUACCUUUGGCAGUGUUAUUGACAUCGUAUGUUAAACAGUCCCAAACAGUUUAUAACUUUAACACCAUUAAAACAAUUCAGUGUUUAAGCUUUCUCUCUUGUGCUCUCUUUGACUUGUCUUGAAGCAGUAAAUCCCGAGAUUGCGUAAUGACAUGUCAGCGUGUGAUUGCUUUGCAGUUAAGGAAUUUCCCCUCAAGCCAGUUUACUUAACUUAAAAAAAUCAUUGUUUCUGGGAAUGUACAAAUGUGACACAGGAAGAAAAGAAAAAAGUGGUGAUGUCAUCAGUCAGGUGACAGAGCGCGGUGGAGGAGGGGUGCUGCACCCUUUUCGUAGCUUUCUAUUUACAGUCAUCUGAAGACGUGUCUGUGUUUAGUAGGAAGAACUGUGUGAGGCUUUGUGAACAGAGCCAGCUGACAGAAAACCAGCAGACCAGUAUGUGGGAGAAGAACGCACGUUAGAGAAGAUAAAAACUUAUUGUGAUGAUAAUAGUGUUGUGCUGCACACACACACAAAAGCCUGUGGUUUUAUGCUUUCACACUGCUCAGCACGUCGUGACCUGCCAUGCUUGCUUGGUUUCAAAUCCUAACAAUCUUGAGAAAUGUAACUAUGUUCAGAAAUAAAUGUACUUUCGGUACUGAGUGUUCUUCUGAAAACAGUGCAGUAAUUUCACACUUGAAAAUAUUCAGUUUCCUCGUUUCGACGCACUCCUUCCUCUGUUUAGUGUUUUGUGACUCCAGAGAGUCUGUAAGAGCGCAUGAUGCAAUAAAAGAAAUGGUGGCUGUCGAAAGCAGCAGAAACAUU